ACCCGCAUAUUAACAAAAAUGAACAAUUCAACUCAAGCGCACACAAUCAACUUAAAUGACUAUUGCUACCAAAAAUGUCGUUGUUCGAUUUCUUAAGGCUUUCUUAAAACCUAUAAAGGACAAGAAAGAAAACAGCAAAAAGACAAUAGACAAUGCCUGCUUUGACCCUAUUUCCUACGAAACUAAUCCGGUCGAUUGUUAUAACUCUUGCGAGUUGCACGGUCUUUUGUUCCCCGUUGGAUAUGAUGGAAAGAGAAGUGAGUAUCGAAGAGAAUGUUGCCUCUUGCGGAAUAGUUUUCCGUGGUAACACCUUUUUGGAUGAAUCAGGAGGCUCUGAAAGUUCUGGAGAAGAGCGGGUCACGGCCCACUUUUAUGUUGUGAAUACUUAUAAGGGAGCGACUGCCAUUAACGAUUUGGUUGCGAAUAAUUUGGGGCAUCUAAAUGUGACUUUCCCGAGUUGGGAGAAGAAAAAAAGAAACCUUGAAACUCCCAAGGAGUAUAUAAUUUUUUGUAAUUUAAUAAAAGGAGAAGUAAAAGGUGUCGCUGCAGUGAAAUGGACCGAGAAUAACGAUCUUAGAGUUUGGAGCGCAUUAGGAUGGAGUAAAUGGAGUGAUUGGUCAUCAUGCAGCGUAUCAUGUUCUGCAGGUAUUCAACAAAGGACAAGACACUGCAAAAAAAUUAGUUGUCAUGGUUAUAAUGUUGAACAGCGACAUUGUAAUCUCUUUGGCUGCGAGGACAUCAUCAACCCGCUAUCCAGUUAUAGAAACGGCGAGGAUGGACAUAAAUCUUUCCACCCUUCUAUGGAAAAAUGGCAAAGGUUGCCCGACCGGCCGACUGCUUGGCGUUUAUACCCCGAUUCCUACAUUUGGCUGCCGGCCAAGGAGAUUUUCCAGCAGAAUAAAAACCAGGCUUUCCCGAAAGAGUUUUCUGUGUUCCUUACCGUCAGGAUAAUUAACUGCUCCCUCGGCACGAUUUUCAGCCUGCGUAGCCGCAGCCGACAGGACACUUAUUUAUCCUUGGAGCUGACGUCACUGGCGGCGGCGUCGCUGGAGUCUGUACAAUCGGGAGAAUCUGGAGAGUUGAAACUCAUCCACGCUUCGUCGCUGAACGGUACCGACGUCGUCAGGAUUCCUGCGCCUCUCGACGACGGUCAUUGGCACCAGCUCGCUUUAAGUAUUCGGGACCAAAGCGUAGUGGAGGUUUACGUGGACUGCAUUUGGUCGAAAACCGAAAUUUUGCGAUUUCAUUCGCUUGAUCUGCCAGACGACUCCGAUCUCAUAAUAGGAUACUUAUUUACGGGUGAUUUGGAACAACUCUCGAUAUCACCUGAUCCAAGAGCAGCCAGCCUACAAUGUGAAGAUAAGACGGUCACCAUAACAGACUUUCAAGAAAUUAUAAACAGAUUUAGUUUUAAACGAAAAACUACACCCAAAGGAAAUCAUGUUUAGUUAUCAAGAUAAUUUUUUACGAAAUUGAAAACAAUAUACAAAGUAUUUCCCAAUAAUGAAUAAAAUGUGUGGGAAGUGGUAACUAUAUUAGUUGAUUUUUGGUUUGGUGAAAGUAAAAAAAGAAGGCUUAAUAUUAAAUUGCUCGUUUAACAGAAAGUUUAUGUUUUAAAAAUUUAUUUUUAUUUGAAAUUAUUCACGAAAACUAAAAAAAAAAAACGGUUUUUAAUCUCUGAAGACGGGAAAGUCAAAUGAGGACUUUAUUUUAUAACUUGAUAAACAAUUCCAACGAAAUAUUAAAAAAAAUGCUAUUUGAAAAGUAACAGAAGAUAACUGAAACAUUUUGUAGAGGAUUCAACAGGUCGUACACGAGAUUAAUAUGCUAUCAAUAUCUUUUGCAAUUGAAACAUUCUUUUGGAAGUCCUGAAAAACGACGAAGUUGUAGUCUCGUUAUUACAGCCUCUCUAUACCCAGUCCUUCUAGUUCCCACUUAAACUGUAAGCUGAGUGCUGUGUACACUUAAUCUUUUUCUUCUUCUUCUUCUCGUAGCACUACAACCCGACCCAACAAUCUUGUAACCUGUCAAAGCAAAGGGAGUAUAGCUCGGUGUAUAGCUCGGAAUCCGUGUGUUUUCUAUUUUUUUUUUUAUUUUUCUUCUUGUUUUAAUAAAAAUUUUUGGAAAGUAGUAAGUUAAAAUUAGCUUAAUCUUUAAAUAAAAUACAAAUAACCUGUUGAAAGUAUAUUUAUUUCGUUGAAAUCAUAUAAUAGAAGUGGGACCUCGGUGGGUCUUGUCUGACUGCACAAUGCCCAACUCACUUUUAUCGCAUAUUGGAUACAACUGUCGUCCAAGAUAGUUGAGUCAGUGGGUAGCUCCAUUGUUCUUAAAUCUGGACAUAUAUAGUCUCUCCAUUGCAUUCGUGGGCUUCCUAAGGGCCUUCUUUCUGUAGGGCUUUCUCCCAGAUUAUCUGAUUCUGAUUUUUUGCACAAUAUUACUCGAAAAGGUCCCCUUUUAA
This is a messenger RNA of Diabrotica virgifera virgifera (western corn rootworm), 2458 nucleotides long. RefSeq lists its product as uncharacterized. The transcript is spliced from 7 exons. Lineage: Eukaryota; Metazoa; Arthropoda; Insecta; Coleoptera; Chrysomelidae. Bases 153 to 1448 code for a protein of 431 amino acids. The record is from RefSeq and is a predicted model, not a curated record.